UUGAGUAAGACAGUCAGUUUUCUCUUCCCGGACAGCCUGAGAUUUACCCCGGUGCUUCAAACUACCCACCCACUUCAGUCCCGUUUGAGUCCCGCUGGGGUAGCUUAAACGAGCGGAUCUGAAGCCGCAGAACCAGCGCUUGGCUUCUGGAUCCAGCGAAACUGCUUAUAUUUUAGCCAACGGGCUUCCUUCGCCUACAGUGACUUUAGUACACGCGAAUGACGAGAGCUAGAACUGAUUCGUUUUCAUCACUGUAUUUUUAUCGUCUUAACAUAACGGACUGUUGUUUUAUGGAUUUAGAUUUGAUGAGGCAAACAUAAAGUUUAGAGUGACUUCAGAGAGAUUUGCGUAAAGAAGAAGAAGAGAGAAAAGAGGAGAAAGUACCCCCACAUGAGGGCGAAAUCUGCCUGAACUUGAUUCUGCCAUUCACACAAUAUGAAGAAAUGGUAAAGAAGACACAAAAGCAAACUGCGAAGAUAAAUCUGACUUUAUUCAUGAUAGUGAACAUCAGGACUGUCUUCUAUCCGGGUUGCUGUCUCCGGCAAAAACAAAGUGACUGAAAGAACCCUUGCGGGCAGAAACAUCAAUCAAGAAAACACCUCCUAUGUCGCUGAAUUCCACUGCGCCUGAGAUUAGUCUGAAGAGACAGAGUUGGAUGUGAGAGGCAGCGUGGUGAAGAGAGAGCAAGAUCGAGAGAGGGCACGCGAGUCCAUAGCCCGAGCCAGCGGCAGCAGCAGUGGUGCAGGAGGAGGAGGAGAGAGCUCCAUGCAGUUCAGCACCAGACCGGCCAGCGCCGAGCCGGGCUUCAUGGGGACAUGGACACAGCAGAGCACUGACAGCAACCUCCUCUUCAGAAUGUCCCAGCAGGCUAUCCGCUGUACUUUGGUAAACUGCACAUGUGAGUGUUUCCAACCUGGAAAAAUCCACCUGCGGACAUGUGAUCAGUGCAAGCAUGGAUGGGUUGCUCAUGCUUUGGACAAGCUGAGCACACAGCAUCUAUACCACCCAACACAGGUGGAAAUCGUCCAGUCCAAUGUGGUGUUUGACAUCAGCAGCCUAAUGCUGUAUGGGACUCAGGCAGUACCUGUGAGGUUAAAAAUCCUGCUGGAUCGUUUGUUCAGUGUGCUCAAACAGGAAGAGGUUCUGCACAUCCUCCACGGCCUGGGAUGGACCCUCAGAGACUACGUUAGAGGCUACAUAUUACAGGAUUCUGCAGGCAAGGUGCUGGACAGAUGGACCAUAAUGUCCAGAGAAGAAGAGAUCAUCACUUUGCAACAGUUUCUGCGCUUUGGUGAAACCAAGUCUAUUGUGGAAUUGAUGGCCAUCCAGGAAAAGGAGGGGCAGGCAGUCACAGUGCCAUCAUCGAAGACUGACUCUGGCAUCAGAACUUUUAUUGAAAGCAAUAAUCGCACUCGUAGUCCUGGGCUUCUUUCACACCUGGAGAAUAAUAGUCCCUCAAGCAUUCACCAUUUUGAGAACAUCCCAAACAGUCUGGCUUUUUUGCUGCCCUUCCAGUACAUCAACCCAGUGUCAGCCCCUAUGCUGGGACUGCCACCAAACGGACUAAAUAUAGAGCAAUCAGGUCACAGAAUGCGAGAGGCAAAUCUGCCCAGCCAGAGUGAGCCAGUGGAGACCAGUGAGUCUGAGGUGUCACUUUCACCUUUUCGUAGUGUGCAGAGCCCCAGUCGAGGAGCAGUGGGAGCAUUCCCCAACUCAAUUGAACUUAAAACAGAACCCAACAGAGCUUCACCGAUCUCCCCAACAACAUCCACACACCAGUCUCAGCAGUCACAGACACCACAGCAGGAACAACAGGGGCAGCAACAGUCAGGUACUCUCAACAACCACCAAAUCCAUCAUCAUUUCGAAAAGAAUGAACAAUCCAAACCCAUUACACACUCUUCGUUCUCUUCCAAAAUGCAUAGAAUACGCAGAAUGGGUUCAACCUCACGCAAGGGUCGUGUCUGCUGCAACUCUUGUGGCAAAACAUUCUAUGAUAAGGGCACCCUAAAGAUCCACUACAAUGCUGUGCAUCUAAAGAUUAAGCAUCGUUGUACUAUUGAAGGUUGCAACAUGGUUUUUAGCUCAUUACGCAGUCGGAACCGUCAUAGUGCCAAUCCAAAUCCUCGCCUACACAUGCCUAUGCUAAGAAACAACCGGGACAAGGAUCUAAUUCGCUCUAGUUCUGGUACAGCCACACCUGUCAUAUCAAGUGCCAAAAGUGGCUUCACUCUAACUAGCCCUGGACGGCCUUCACUAAGUUUUGCCACCCCACCUCUUGACCCUUUGAUACAGUCACCUUUGCAGAGCCCUCUUGCCUUCCCUUCUCUGAAGUCUGUGCAGCCAGUGCAACCGGUGCCACCUUUUUAUCGUGCACUACUCUCCCCUGCUGACCUAGUUAGUCCCCCAGUGUCUUUGCCCACCAGCCCUAUACUGCCUACCACAACAAACAGCUCAUCCUUAACAGAUCAGCAGCAAAAGAUGUUAUCUGCAGGCUCCCACAACAACCAUGUUUCUGAAACAGGAACAUUUUCUCAUUGCCUUCCCACAACUCCCACUAUCCAAGAUUCCACCAUUCUUGAUCCCAUGCCUAAAAAGAAGCCACGCAAAUCUAGCAUGCCAGUCAAGAUAGAAAAAGAAGUGAUAGAUGUGGCAGAUGAUUACGAUGACAAAGAUGAUGAAGAAGAUAGUUGUCAUCACCAGUCAUCCCACCUGCAUAACAAUAUCAAUGGCAACUGCAACAACAACAAUAACAGCAUUUAUCAUUAUGAGUAUAGCCGACAUGAUUCCCCAUCACAUAAUGAAAAUAGUCCAAGUCUAGCCCUUAGAAGCAUACUCCGUCCUGACCAAGACGGAUGCAGUGGGAAUUUAGGUGGUAAAGUCACUAGUGACCUACGCUGUAUUGACAGCUUUACCUCGGAGGACCAAGAUCAUGAGCGUGACUUUGAAAACGAAUCAGAGACAUCGGAACCCAAAAUGCUUUACCGUGAUGAGCUAAUGGACACUGACAUGCCUGCCCUUGGGAAAAAGGAAGGAAAAAAACAGCAAGGGGCAGAAGAUGAGGAACACCUACGGAAAGAUUUGGAGGAACAAAGCCAUUCCCCAUCCUCUCAACACCAGCCUGUUAUCAAAAUUAAGGAAGAGAUCAAUGAUCCUGCUUAUGACAUGUUUUGCAUGGGUCAGUAUAGCCUUUACAAUGGGGGUAUGGCAGUUGCCACUGCAGCCAGUAUGGCUGCCUUACAUGAAAGUUUUAUCUCCUCUAUGGGCUAUGGAACAAGCCCACCAAUGUUCCCCUCUCAGUCCCCUGAGGGUGAUCUCUACUCCAGCCCUGAUCCUAAGAUCUGCUACGUCUGCAAAAAGAGCUUUAAAAGCUCCUACAGUGUCAAACUACACUACAAGAAUGUACACCUCAAAGAGAUGCAUGUGUGUACUGUCGCUGGAUGCAAUGCUGCAUUUCCUUCCAGGCGGAGCAGAGAUAGACAUAGCUCCAACAUCAACCUGCACCGCAAACUACUGACCAAAGAGCUAGAUGACAUUGUACUGGACCCCCAGCUUACGACCCUGCCUAAGGAUCUGCGUGCUGAGUUCUUGUCAAAGAUCUAUGCUGGCCACAAUUUGGGACUUGAGGGGGUGGAGAGUCCAGUCAGUGGCCCACAACAAGGCAUAGGCUACCAGAAGAUGGGAUCUUCAGCCACUACAGUAUAUUCACACAGCAACGGCUAUUAUCAUGGCACCACUGAUGACUACAUGGUUCUGGACCUGAGCACCACCUCCAGCAUACAGUCAAGUGGCAGUGUGCAGUCCUCACAGGAGUCUGAUGACGGUAGCGAUGAGGGCAUCCUGCUGGAUGACCUGGAUGGUACAAGUGACAUUGAUGACUGCAACCUCAGCACUGGGGAUGUGCCACUGGAGGGUAGGGAUGGGGAAGAGACCAGGAAAGACCGACGAGUAGAAAACCUAGAGGAUGAGUUUCAACGCUGUGACCCAACAAUCUCACCAUAUAUCUUGCCAUCUAGUGGAGGUAAUGGAGCAAAUGGCAUCCUUUGCACCAUCUGCCACAAAAUGUAUAGUAACAAAGGUACUCUUCGGGUGCACUACAAAACUGUUCAUCUGCGUGAAAUGCACAAAUGCAAAGUACCUGGCUGUAACAUGAUGUUUUCUUCUGUAAGAAGCAGAAACAGGCAUAGCCAAAACCCCAACCUACACAAAAAUGCCCCCUAUACCACAAUGGUUGAUUAGAACAGACAUCCUUCCCUACCCUGUUGCCCCAAGCUACAUGUAGGGUAAGUGUACCCAUUAAGCCCACCAAAAUCUUUUAAUCCAUUUUUUAAAAUAAAUAUUAAGAUAGUAUAAAAUUUGGUAAAAUGCCAGAUUUAUCUCUCAUUUGAAAAUAAAUGAAUUAGUUGAUGUACAUUUUAGAAUAUAAAAUAAAGAUAUUUUAUGAAUAAAGUCAGAAGUCUGGAGUGGGAUUAAUUGGUACCAUUUAAGCCCACGUGUUCCAUAUAAACCCACUUCACGAUUGAUUCACAAAAUAUAAAAAUGACUAAUUUUGAAGUAAAACAUUAAUAUAUUUUUUCAGUGACAGGAAAACGUAAAAAAAAAAAUUUACCAAUGUUUGCGAGUGCCUGUACUUAAUAACAUUCAACAUUAUUAACAUGCAGUAUUCAAAACUGUUCGAAUGCAACCCUUAUGCAAUAAUUUAAAAUAAUUUGCUCUACAAAAUUAUUUAUGAUAUAUUUAUUUGUUGAUGAAUGUAAAAUGAAUCACAAAACGUUCAGGGGUGGUGUCCCGGACAGGGCAUAUCCUAGUCCCAGACUAAAAUGCAUUUUUGAGCUAUCUUAAUUUGAAAAGAUCCGACAUACUGUCUUUAUUCACAGUAUUGUUUUUUGUAAAAACUACUUCAAUCUCAUAAUAUUACUAAGGCCUUGCUGCUGGAUUAAUCUAAACCCUGUUUGGGAAACAGUCCCAUAGUGUUUGUAGUUUACAUGCUUAAUUUUUUGGCAAUCUUCAAAAUCUUCAAAAAAAGGCUGGUUUGACCCUGAAAUUAGCUUUGUGUGCAAGCUAAUAAAAUCUUUUCAUUUAAAGAAAUAUGAUAUAAAAAGAUAAUGCAGUAAUUGUUCAAACACAAAAAAACUAAAAAUGUAUCUCUCAUUUGACAUAAUAUCAAUGCAAUUACCAAAGAAAUGGCAAAAUAUUGCAGAAAUUAUUUCGGAAAGGUCCUGAAACACCAAAGUUUAGGGGUGACUUUGUGUGAGGUCUACUGAGAGAGCAUCCACAUAAAUGCGUUUAACUCACUGAUCUAUAUAAAUGACUGGAUUGCGCAUAGAACGCUUGACGUAACUGCGUGAGGUGAAGCCAGCGCAGAGUUCGAGCGGCCAUCUUGGUAUACCCAACAGGCAGAGGGCGUCAUUGACUUCCAUUCAAAAUCAUGAUCAAAAUGUACCCCCUGUACAGCGUAUCGGUUACUUAAAAAUAAGAUUAUUUUUAAGGAUAUGUGUACGUUAAUUAUUUUGUUAAUUCUGGUGUUAUUUGCAAUGUUUAUGUUUUAAUCGGGCAGGAUAAUGGAUUUAUAAAAAAACGUUAAGGUGAGUGUGUCUGCUGCAUUCUGUUAAUGACACGGGUAUAAAUAAAGUUUUGUUUGACAUUCAGCUACACGGUGACGGUCAGCGUUAUUUCUCUAAAUAAGUUUAGGUAACUUGUAAGUUUAGAUAACAUAAUUACAAAACCAGCAAAUUAUUGCAUGCACAUACGGUACAAAGAUUUAGAUUUCAGAAUGAGCACGUUUAUUGUCAUUAAUACUAAAUAUGCUUCGGUCUGUCUGCUGAUCUGAUACUGUAAUAAAGAUGAAUGUAUAAUAACUGAUUAAAACGCAAAAUGUACAACUUUCAGUAAAUAACUAUUUACAUGCUUAGGACGUUUGUGUUGUAAUAAUGUACAUGGUAACUUCAGAUAUAAAAACGAAGACGAGUAAAGUGAUGUUUUAUCAUUAAAAUCUGAUAACGUCCAUUGAUUUAAUAGAACGUUUGGGUAUACCAACAUGGCGGCGCAGUGGCUUCACAAGUGUGACGUCAUGCGCAAUCCAGUCAUUUAUAUAGAUCAGUGGUUUAACUUAACAUUGAUAAACGUGAUUGGAAUGCAAUAAAAAUGUCAGCGAACAAACAAAUUACUGAACUGGUUAAAAUAAUGAGCUGCAUAAAAUAUGAUUUUCUCUUUUUUAUUAUUUGACGUCAAAGUUGAAAGUGGCUUAAAGGGUACAUGGGCUUAAUGGCUACUUACCCUACUCCGUGUAACAGCCUCCUCUCCACUGCACAGCAGCCAUUACAUAACAUCGUAUGAAGAGCAUAGAUUAUCUCAAAACCGAAAGCAGCAUUGUGCCCAUUUUACAUUUUUUGUUUUUGGAAGCAUAUGACUGAACAUUAGACAACAUAGGACCCUCUAUGCCUGACUCAGAAGUCUUUUUGAUCUUUUAUUUGUUACUGUUGCCUGCAGAAAUGAUAAUAAUGAUAAAAAAAACUUGAUGUAUUUGUGUAAUGACAGCUUUUAAGUAUCCCUUACAAGAGCAUGAAUGGCUUAAAUAUGUAAAUAAUAAUGUCCUGAGGGGCUUUGGUGUAAAACAUUUGUAUUGAUGGUUGAUUUUUUUCUUUUUUUGUGUUACGGGUGGGUUGGUUGUCCAAAACAUUCACUUUGAAAGUUAAUCAAGGCAAAGUAGGAUUUACCUAGUUCUUUUAUGUUGGGUUUAACAUGUUUUACCUUAAAAAGAGAAAUUAAAUUCAUGUGACUUGUGACUUGUUUUAUCUACCUGUUAGAUAUUCAGAUAGAGCUGGCAUGCCUUUAGCUCUAAAAAAGAUACAUUUUUUUCUUUUAUUUUCUUAUGUUUAUAGCUUUAGUAUAAAAAUAAAAGAACAAAAACCAGUUUUGCACUUUGCAACUAUAUGAGUGGUAUUAUUUUAUGGAUAAAACAUAAUGAUGGUUGUCCAACAUGAAAGUAACAUUUUUAAGAACACAGUGCCAGCUGUAAUUACUGAACCUUUAACAGAAAUGCCAUAUCUUCAUAUGAGAGUAAUCACAUUUGACAUGAAGGAAAAAAUAAGUGUUACCAGUAAAAUGUAUGGUUAAUUGCUGAAUUUGCUCAAAGAUUAGGAAGGCAAUCUUUUAACUGCAUGUAGUGUUACUGUAAAACAUUUAGUCUCUCUUUUGUCUUUAUUAAUUUGAUCCAUUUAAUCCUCUGCAAACUGUCUGAAUCUUUUAACCCAUUUAAGCAUAACAAGACAAUGGGGAAAUUGGUACUAAAUAUUAUACAGUUAAAAAGUACGUACAUAUGGGCAUUAUUUUGUAUCUGUGGUAUGGCUACUUAUUACUUUUAGCUCACUUUUAACAACUAAUCCCAUUGCUAUCAGUUGCUGUCAAUUUGAAUAAAUGCAGUAAAGCAAUACUUGUACUCAAUGUGGUUUAAAAGUAUUAAAGCUGGAUAAAGACAUGGGGGGGGGGGGUGCGGAUGGAAUUAGGAGAGGAAACAAUAGUAUAUGCAUUAUUAACAAUAUAAUGUUCCAAUGCUCCAAUGUAUUUCUGAACCAUUACCUCACAUCAAUUCAUUAAGUAAACCUACACUCACGUAAAUGCUGGAUUGAUUCAACCUAUGGUUGGGUAUAAUACAGUAUGCACAAACCCAACCACUCGGAUAAAUGAACAUAGAAAAUGUCCAUAUCUGACCCAGGGCCGGUUCUAGAUAUUUGGAGGCCCUAGGCAACAUUCAUUUUGGAGGCCCCCCACACACCUCUAACUUUCAGAAUAAUGCGAAAAAGUUUUUUUUCUACCCUGUAAGAAAUCAUUUAAGCACUAUACAGUGAUUAAGCAUCUUUUCCCUAUUACUUUUCUGUUUUAUCAAGUUAACAAAUUGAUUAAAUUAAUGUUAAAAUGUAAUUGGAAAUUAUGCAAAACCACAUCUGUUAACCAUUUUAAUGUAGGUCAAAUUUGUUGUUGUUGCGGAUGCAGAGUUAAUAAAGUUAUCUAUCAGACUAUAGAUAUAUUCAUAUGUAUUUCAAUACCUUUUUAUACAUUAAAUAUCCAAACAAAUCAGCUGCCAUUGGAAAUUAAACAGACAAACUACAGAGCAGAAUAAUAAAUAUUUUUUUUCAAUAAAUAUGCAUCAUAUUUUCAUGAUUUGAAAACUAAAAUAAGUGUAGAGGACAUGCCAUACAGACAGUUUAUUUUAGGUAACGUCAGUUUUGUUUGCUGUUUGACUUUUAAUACAAACAUUUUUAACUGUACUAUUGUCAGUUCCCAACGUGAUGCUAUCAUGCACACGCAUUCAAAGUGUCUAAACAGAGUCAGCAGCGCUCAAGUUUGAUCUGUCCUGAAAUUAUGUUGAUACACAGAAGAACAAUGCUAAGUUUAUUUUUAUGCAGCGGCGCCGCAUAAAGUCGAACUCACAUUAAAACUUCAUCUAUUGCUUGCUGUCAGUAGUGAUUGUCGGACUAGCGAACAUGGAUUUAGCAGUUACGGAGGCCCCCUUCCGAGCUUGAGGCCCUAGGCAUUUGCCUACUCUGCCUAUAGGUAGCGCCGGCCCUGAUAUGACCCAACCAUGCACUGUAAAAAGAUUU
Molecule: messenger RNA, 8600 nt
Organism: Paramisgurnus dabryanus
Lineage: Eukaryota; Metazoa; Chordata; Actinopteri; Cypriniformes; Cobitidae
Gene: bnc2
Product: basonuclin zinc finger protein 2
Biological process (GO): regulation of DNA-templated transcription
Cellular component (GO): nucleus
Source: RefSeq, a predicted model, not a curated record